UUUCGCGGAGAAAACGGCUCCCCUAAGAAAUGUUCUGAAAAAAGAUGGGGUUUUUGAAUGGAACGCGGAGCAACAGAGAGCAUUCGACCAGCUAAAAGCAUGCCUAUCGAGCGCUCCAGUAUUACAGUUCUUCGAUGUAAAUAAAGAGACGACACUUUCAGUCGAUGCUUCGCAGGCAGGGCUAGGAGCCGUAUUACUCCAAAAUAGACUUCCUUGUGCGUACGCGGCGAAAGCGAUGACCGAUACACAAACGCGUUAUGCGCAAAUAGAGAAAGAGCUGUUGGCAGUUUGUUUCGGUUUAGAGCGAUUCCACGAUUAUAUUUACGGAAAAAAAAUAGUCGUCGAAACGGAUCAUAAGCCGCUAAUACCAAUAUUUCAAAAGCCCCUGAACAAAUGUCCAGGAAGACUUCAAAGAAUGUUGGUGCAAAUUCAGAAAUACGACAUAGAGAUCGUUUAUCGCCCAGGCAAAGAACUCUAUAUAGCAGAUGCUUUGUCGCGGGCUUACGAUAAAAACGAUAAGUUCCUAGGAUGGUCACAAGAAAUUGAAUCACAAGUAUGCUCAGUAAAUUAUGUAAACGCAACUCCCGAAAAGAUAAAACAGCUAAUUGAAAGUACCGAGAAAGACAGCGAGUUAAAAGCGUUAAAAGAAAUAAUCCAAAACGGUUGGCCGAACAACUCAAACAAACUGCCAGCAACGGUAAGACCGUAUGCUCAAUAUAAAAGCGAACUUGUUAUUGUAGACGGUUUAGUUUUUAAAAACGAUUGUUUAGUGAUCCCGCGUGAAAUGCGAAAUGAAAUAAUCGACAGAAUACACUAUUCCCACCAAGGAAUUACUAAAUGUCAGAAAAUCGCACGCGAAUCGGUAUUUUGGCCAGGUAUCUCGAAUCAAGUCAAACAAAAAAUCGGCAGUUGUCCAAUCUGUUUAAAAUACUCGAACUCACAAAACAGGGAACUUCUACAACCCCAUGAAAUUCCAGAACUACCAUGGAACAAAAUUGCGUGUGACAUAUACGAGAUAAAUGGCCAGAAAUACCUUCUCGUUGUAGACUACUAUUCAAAGUAUCUUGAAAUAGCCGAGCUACGGCGAAACGCGACAAGCGAAAACGUGAUUAGACACCUCAAAACAAUGUUUGCGUCUCACGGCGUACCGGUGACCAUAGUAUCUGACGGAGGUACUCAAUUUACAUCGCAAGAAUUUAAGAAAUUCGCGAAAGAAUGGGAGUUUGAUCAUGUAACAUCAUCUCCAACGUAUGCGCAGUCCAACGGCAUGGCUGAAAGACACAUUCAAACGUUCAAGAAAAUAGCGAAAAAAAUAAUAGAAGAGAGAAAAGAUGUACAAAUGGCGUUGUUACAGUAUCGCAACACUCCUGUAAUCGGGAAUCGAUCGCCCGCCGAACUAUUAAUGUCGCGCAAACUCCGAGACAAUUUGCCGAACUGUAGUGAAAAAUUCCUACCUAAAGUGGUACCAAACAACAUAAAAAAAAUGAUUGUCGAAGAACAGAACAAACAAACAGAAUAUUAUAAUAGAAGGGGAGCGAAAAACCUUCCUGAAAUUCCCGACAACACAGACGUCUACGCACAACUCCAACCUAACAGCCUUUGGCAACCGGCAAAAGUCAUAUCUCAAACAGGCAACAGACGCUACAGCAUACAGACGAAAACGGGGAACAUCCUCACGAGAAACAGACGAUUCCUGAAACCCUUUAAAAAAACAAUGGCAAAAAAUAAACCUCCCUCGUCUCCUCUCGUCGCUAACAGCGACAAUAAGACCUACUACAUUCCUUUGGAUGACGAAACAAAUUCCCAAACAGAUGACACCGAGACAAACUCAGAUAGCGAGGGUCCUGAAACCGCACAGGCGGUCGAGCUUAACGAUACGAGCAUUGCGGAAUCUCAAAACGGUACCGAAUCAGAUCAAAGCGUAAUUAUAGUAGAUACUUCGACCGAGGCUGACGAGACGUGGUCAGAAGCCGAGGCAAUGCCUACCGCAACGAUCACACAAAGCGGUAGAGAAAGUAAACCACCAAGUAGACUACAGAUAGAAUAAGCUAGUAUGUAAGAACAUAUAGGAUAAGCUUGUAAAAAAAAAAAAAAAAAAAAAAA
Molecule: messenger RNA, 2103 nt
Organism: Neodiprion virginianus
Lineage: Eukaryota; Metazoa; Arthropoda; Insecta; Hymenoptera; Diprionidae
Exons: 1
Coding region: 236-2047 (603 amino acids)
Biological process (GO): DNA integration
Molecular function (GO): nucleic acid binding
Source: RefSeq, a predicted model, not a curated record